This is a messenger RNA of Amorphotheca resinae ATCC 22711, 2220 nucleotides long. RefSeq lists its product as hypothetical. Lineage: Eukaryota; Fungi; Ascomycota; Leotiomycetes; Helotiales; Amorphothecaceae. The record is from RefSeq and is a predicted model, not a curated record. The coding region runs from base 1 to 2220 and encodes 739 amino acids. Gene Ontology annotation, biological process: protein phosphorylation; chromosome segregation. Gene Ontology annotation, cellular component: nucleus; centrosome; cytoplasm. The transcript has 3 exons. Gene Ontology annotation, molecular function: protein kinase activity; ATP binding.
AUGUCUGAAGUAGAGAAGUACGAGGUAUUGGAGAAGAUCGGCCAUGGCUCCUUUGGGAUCAUCAGAAAGGUGCGCAGAAAGUCAGAUGGUCAAGUGCUCUGUCGCAAGGAGAUCAAUUAUGUGCGCAUGUCAACAAAAGAAAGAGAACAACUCCACGCUGAGUUUGCCAUUCUUUCUUCUCUUCGACACCCGAACAUCGUUGGAUAUUACCACCGGGAACACCUGAAGUCAACCCAAGACCUCCAUUUAUAUAUGGAAUAUUGCGGAAAUGGAGAUCUCGGUCGCGUCAUCAAGGAUCUUAAGCUGAAGCAGCAAUACGCAGAAGAAGGAUUUGUGUGGAGCAUGUUCUCUCAGCUGGUCACAGCGCUGUACAGGUGUCACUACGGCGUUGAUCCCCCAGAAGUUGGAAGCAAUGUCAUGGGGCUGGGCAAUACUGCGAAACCGCGAACACCUCCUGGCGGUGUUAUGAUCUUGCAUCGCGACCUCAAGCCGGAAAAUGUUUUCCUUGGAGAAGACAAUUCAGUUAAACUUGGGGAUUUUGGUCUUUCAAAAAUCAUGCAAUCACACGACUUUGCAUCCACCUACGUCGGUACUCCCUUCUAUAUGUCCCCUGAAAUCUGCGCAGCAGAGCGAUAUACCCUCAAAUCGGAUAUAUGGUCACUCGGAUGCAUCAUCUACGAACUCUGCGCUCGAGAACCUCCAUUCAACGCCAAGUCACACUUUCAACUAGUCCAAAAGAUCAAGGAGGGAAAGGUUGCACCGUUACCCAGUGUUUACUCUCCAGAACUCAACGCUGUCAUUAGAGAUUGCCUCAAAGUCAACCCGGACCGGCGGCCUGACACUGCCACCCUACUCAAUCUCCCUGUUGUUAAGCUGAUGCGAAAGGAGAAGGAAGUUGUAGAACUUGGACGGCUACUGAAAACAAAGGAGGAUCUUGCUAUGCAGAAGGUACGAGAAGCAGAAGACCGGCUCCAGAGACUGGAUGCAGAGAAAGCGCAAAUGCGACAAGAGAUUGAGAAUUCUCUGCGAAGGGAAUGGGAAGUCAAGGCUCAGCUAGAGAUCAAUCGACUUGUGCAACUCGAGAUUGAACGAUUGCAAAAGAAAUUUGACCAAGAAGUACGGGAAAGAGUGGAGGAUGAAUUGCAAAAGAGGAUUAGCACGCAAAGUGCCUCAUCAGCAAAGGACCUUUCAGGUUCAGGGCCCCAGCCUGGAAAUGACAUACCACUCUCAUCAGUGAGCACAAGUGGAGAUCUCGAUUUCCCCUCUACGACAGAUCUGACGGAUCUCUCAAUGGAUUCUCCAGAACCCAGCAAAACUCUCAAGAGAAGUACACGCACUCCCUUUGGCCGGGCUCAAACUAUGUUUGCUGGCGGAGCUGGUACACCAAUGGAUGUGGAUAUGUCCGAACCAUCACCAAUUUCCAUUGCCUCGCUCUCCCUCUCACCCCGCCGCAAUGGUGGCACGAAAGCCCCCAGUACCGGACGAAACAUCUUCGCUGCGGCUGCCGCAGCUGGAGCUGAAGCUCGCUGGCAGCCGACUAUGAUCACCUCGGACGACGAGGAUGAUGAGGACGACCUUCCUCCCGUACCUUCACCCACGCGACCAAAAGCUUCAAAGAACCCAUUCAAACCAGCCGGUGCUCGACCAGCUCUGGUCUCCCAGAAGACUGCUCCACUAGCCAAGAAGAACAGCCAGCUCAAUAUCUUUGCCGCGGGCAAAGCAUCGACUGCCCCAUCGCUACCGACAUUAUCCAACGUGCCAGAUUUGAGACCUCAGUCAAGCAACCCUGCGCUGAAAGAACGAAGCAACUCGCCCAAUCGACGAUUAUCCAAGAUCCCCAGCUCCACGAAUCUCCUAAGUCUCGAGAAUGCCCCUCUCUCACCAACCCGCAAAGGCAGUCUCAAAGCCAAAGGCGCCAAUACAGGCGAAGAUCUGAACAAGAUCGCAGUAAAGAACAACAUGGCCAAAGUUAACAGCGGUGGAUCAGGAACUCUACCACCACGUGGGAGGACCUUAGUCGAAUUAGCACAAGCAAGAGCUGGCGGCAGACCAGUGGAGAUUGCGGAUGGGACCAGGAGCCCCGAAGCCAAGGGUAAAGCAUUCGCCGCGCGGAUGGCAGAGAGGAUCGCAAAGGAGAGUACGCCACCGCCGGUCUGGGAUCCAGAGACGGACGACAUGCCUAGUCCAUUCUUGGUACGGAAUCGGAAGGUUGUGCGGUGA